Messenger RNA from Ylistrum balloti, 660 nucleotides. Its product is annotated as soma ferritin-like. Bases 1 to 660 code for a protein of 219 amino acids. The transcript is spliced from 5 exons. Gene Ontology annotation, molecular function: ferrous iron binding; ferric iron binding. Gene Ontology annotation, biological process: iron ion transport; intracellular iron ion homeostasis. Gene Ontology annotation, cellular component: cytoplasm. NCBI's taxonomy places the organism in Eukaryota, Metazoa, Mollusca, Bivalvia, Pectinida, Pectinidae. The record is from RefSeq and is a predicted model, not a curated record.
AUGUAUUCAGUGGGUGUGUUGGUGUCGAUUUUGGCGUGGCUGACGUAUGUGGGGCCGGGCAAUAGUCAGUCUCCACAAGUGCCGCCUCCAGUCAAAUCAGCUAAUGAACUUUAUGGCUUUGAUGAGGUGAAGGCACGUUCUUUUAUGGUCAAAAACAUCAAGACGUCAUUCCAGUCCUACUACACGUACCUGGCAAUUUCCUAUUGUUUCGCACGUCACAAUAUCUCGCUUCCCGGUUUCGAGAAAUUGUUCCGAUCCUACACGGAGAUGGAGCGACAGAAUGCAGAGAAAAUCAUGCUAUACAUGAUACAGAGAGGGAUGACUUUCGAGUUUCAUUCUAUUAAUCCCAGUAAGAAACUAUCUUCACAGUGCUAUGAACGCGCCGAUACUGGUGCAACUGAAUGGAGUUACGUUAUGAGUGUAAUUGACUUUGCUCUUGGUGACCAGAAGCAUAGAUUAAACCUACUCAAGAAAACUCACUAUGCUGCGGUUACGAAUGACUUCCCACAUCUGAAACAUUUUCUAGAGGACGAAUGUAUGGACCAGAAGUACCUGAAGAUCAAAGAGAUCGCUGACAUUCAUGCUCGCUUGAAAAGGAUUAAAGAUAGCACAUCUCCAAAUUUAGGGCUCUACCUGUUUGACCGAAGUCUUCUGUCAUGA